Molecule: messenger RNA, 1644 nt
Organism: Ustilago hordei
Lineage: Eukaryota; Fungi; Basidiomycota; Ustilaginomycetes; Ustilaginales; Ustilaginaceae
Exons: 1
Coding region: 1-1644 (547 amino acids)
Cellular component (GO): cytoplasm
Molecular function (GO): oxidoreductase activity
Source: RefSeq, a predicted model, not a curated record
AUGACAGACAAGCAGGAAUACAUAGACGUAUCAACCAUAGGUCUCGACGCCAUCCCUCCUACCCCCUCACCACUUCCUUCCGCCUCCGACAAAGCUACCGUCAGCUACUGGCUUGCCACGACCCCCGCUCAUCUCCUCCCAGAAUCUCUGGAUGCACCACCUUCGCAGUCAGAUGUUGUAAUCAUCGGAUCAGGAAUUACCGGCGUUUCCUGCGCUCUGCACCUGAUCAACUCUCUCCCCUCCUCCUCCUCCUCCUUGGAGAAAGCAGAGGGUGGUGUGAGGACAAUAACGAUCUUAGAAGCGAGGCAAUUCUGUUCCGGAGCAACGGGGCGCAAUGGAGGCCAUCUAACCGCUGCUUCUGCACUGGCGUAUACGGAUAUUGCUGCUAAUCCGGACCAUCUUCUUGGCCAAGCCUGCGCCAAUUUCGCCGAAGCCCAGAGGAAGGAUGCGAUAGGGAAAGCAGUGCAAGAAAUACUCCAGUUCGAGGAGGAUACCGCCAAUGCUAUCCGCCGUCUCAUCGCUCAAGAGGCAGUAGAGAAAGAUAUUGGCUUUACGGACGAAAAGAACUGGCAUCUAUGCUUUACUCAGGAGGAAGUAGAGGCUUUCGAAGACUCCCUUGCACAGGCGGGGGAACAUGAGCGGAUGAAAAAGUUCGUGGACAAAGUGCGGAGGGUGGGCAAGGAAGAAGUGGAUAGCCAAAUGAACCAUCCUCAUGGUGUCGUAGGCGUGUUUGAGAUUCCAGGAACAACAUUGCAUCCUCGUGCGCUAGUCGCUGUCAUUUAUCGCCGCGCAGAACGGUUGGCCAAGCAGAAAGGAAUCAAUCUAAACCUUGUCACCCAAUGCCCUGUUCACUCCGUCGCUCCAACUACUGAUGGUAGUAAGCUCACAACUUCGAACGGAGCAAUUGAUGCUGGGUACGUGGUUCAUGCAACAAACGGCUACGCCUCGCACCUGCUUCCCUCCCUCUCCACACCAACCACCGGAAUCACCCCCACUCGAGCCCAAGUCAUAGCCCUCCCUCCCUCCUCCCCUUCCUAUCUUUGGGGCAUGGGUCUCUCCGCCGGCCGCGGAUACGAGUAUGGUCAUCAACGACCCUCCCCCGAACCUCCACUAUACAUCCUCGGUGGUGGUCGAGAAUAUGCUCCUUCCCGAGAAUGGGGUGUGGCAGAUGAUACAACUCUCAACUCCGACGUGUCCGAGUUCUUACAUCCGUGUAUGGGAAAAGUUUUCCCGAAUUCCUACGGCGGGAAAGGGGUGGAGAGAGAAUGGACCGGAAUUAUGGGCUAUACCAAAACUAAAAAUCCGAUUGUGGGGACCAUAGGGGGAAGCAUGGGAAGGGAGUGGAUUGCAGCGGGAUAUAGUGGACAUGGUAUGACUAGGGCGUACGGGUGUGCGGAGGUCGUAGCGGAGAUGGUGAUGGCUGAGAUCGAUGGGAGGCAGUGGAGGGAAAAAGGGGGGUUUCCGGAUUGUUAUCUUACGCCAGGAGCGAGAGCAGAGGGAGUGGAGGAGAAGGGGGAGUUGGUGGCAGAUGGAAUGAAGGAGAAGGAUGAAGGGAUGAAGGAGAAGGAUGAAGGGAGAGAGAAAGAAGAAGAGGAGAAAGGAAGUUCAGAGGGUCGUUCGAGUGGAUGCUGCGUAGUUUCGUAA